Messenger RNA from Cannabis sativa, 1584 nucleotides. RefSeq lists its product as uncharacterized. Gene Ontology annotation, molecular function: protein binding. The record is from RefSeq and is a predicted model, not a curated record. NCBI's taxonomy places the organism in Eukaryota, Viridiplantae, Streptophyta, Magnoliopsida, Rosales, Cannabaceae. The transcript has a single exon. Bases 58 to 1407 code for a protein of 449 amino acids.
UAGCAUACCAACGAUUCCACGAUAGUCCACAAGAACGUAUGUAUACAUUCAUCCAAAAUGAACUUCCCCACACUACUUGUCCCAUCAGUUCUAGUACUACUCUUUUCCAUAACGGCCUCUCCCGGAAUAUCCCAGCCGACCGGAGCCAGAUGUCCGGCGAUAAACCCGCCACCAAGGCCUAACCCAACCGUCCAGUACAUACGUCCGCGACCCCCGCUCUACCCGCCGGGUCUUAAUCUCAUGCCAACGCGUCCAGCCAAUAACCCUGGCCCCUUAGCUAACCGAAACAGAAUCCUGUUCAUCACCCAAGAGCUCAAACGAAACAUAACCUACGACCCUUUCAGAUAUACACCAACCUGGGUCGGAAACAACUAUUGUCUCUUCAAAGGUUUCUUCUGCGACACAGUACCGGACUUAAACAUCACCGGACUCGCUAGCAUUGACUUUAACGGUGCCAGGUUCGGUGGCAGAUUCCUCAACUUCUACCGAUUCAUUAGAAACUUGCCCGACAUAGCCAUCUUCCACGCAAACUCCAACAACUUCAGCGGGGUCAUCAACAAUGGGUUAAGCCAGUUGCGAUACCUCUACGAGCUCGACCUUAGUAACAACAAGUUUCUCGGUGUUUUCCCCAGGAACGUCCUCGGCGCGAAGAAUUUGACUUUCGUUGACUUGCGGUUCAACACUUAUAACGGAACGCUGUCCAAUGACUUGUUCAACUUCGAUACCGACAUAUUGUUCAUCAACAACAACGGCUUUUCCCAAAGGAUACCUGCAAACUUGGGCAACACCCCAGCGAUUUAUCUAACUCUAGCGGGUAACAAGUUCUCGGGUCCCAUCCCCACAAGCAUAGGUCGAUCUUGGAAUACCUUAAAAGAAGUUCUUCUUUUAAACAACCGGCUUACGGGUUGUCUCCCUUUCGAGAUUGGGUACUUGAACCAGACAACGGUGUUCGAUGCGGGGUCUAAUUUCUUGAGGGGUCCGAUACCACAAUCGUUCGGGUGCAUGAAAUAUUUGCAGUUCUUGAACUUGGCUCAUAACCAGCUCUACGGAGCCAUUCCGGAGUCCUUAUGUAGGUUACCCAAUGCCUAUAACUUUACACUCACUUAUAACUUCUUUACCCAAGUGGGUACUCAGUGCAUGAGAUUGAUACGGGCUGGGAGGCUUCAUGUGGACCGCAACUGCAUAAUGGGCCUGCCCAAUCAAAAACCCGCGGCAGAGUGUAACCGUUUCUUUGCUAGGCCCAGGUCCUGUGCUCGUGAGAGCACCUUCAGCUUUGUUCCUUGCACACUCUCCAACUCCAGGACCUCCUCUUCCAAUAUUGAUGAUAUUGAUGGUCGGCACCUACGAGAGAUCACACCCCCUCCGCCGCCACGGACCUAUGCUGCUCUCGAGAAGGGUCAGAACUGAAAUCCAUCUAUCUAUAUUUUAUUUAAUUAAAUAAUUGUUAUUGUGUUUGUUUUCUUUUUUAAUGAUAUUUGUAUGGUGAGAUCUCUGGCGCUUGGAUCAAGGUUAUUUUGCUGGUUAAUUAGUGUGUGUGGUAUAUAUAGUAGUGCGAGUAAAUUUUAAAUUUCAUGUUUAAAUUAA